Molecule: messenger RNA, 3105 nt
Organism: Peromyscus eremicus (cactus mouse)
Lineage: Eukaryota; Metazoa; Chordata; Mammalia; Rodentia; Cricetidae
Gene: Bicdl2
Product: BICD family like cargo adaptor 2
Exons: 10
Coding region: 65-1582 (505 amino acids)
Biological process (GO): Golgi to secretory granule transport; vesicle transport along microtubule
Source: RefSeq, a predicted model, not a curated record
AAGAGGACAUCGGGGAUCAGGGGAACUUCGGAGGGAGCCCGGUGGCGACAGAUGCACAGGUGCCAUGGACUCCGCUGGUGGGCCAAGCUUCCCUUCUGGGCUGCUCUCAGGGGGUGCUUCUCCUAGCGGUGAUGAAGGAUUCUUCCCCUUUGUGCUGGAGCGCCGAGACUCCUUCUUGGGAGGGGGCCCAGGGCCAGAGGAACCAGAGGACCUGGCCCUACAGCUUCAACAGAAGGAGAAGGACCUGCUGCUGGCUGCUGAACUUGGCAAGAUGCUUCUGGAACGCAAUGAGGAGCUUCGGAGGCAGCUAGAAACGCUGAACACUCAGCACUUGGAGCAUGAAGAAAGGCUGCAGCAGGAGAAUCAUGAACUCCGCCGUGGACUGGCAGCCCGGGGUGCUGAGUGGGAGGCCAGAGCUGUGGAGCUGGAGGGAGACGUGGAGGCCUUGCGGGCCCAGCUUGGGGAACAACGAUCAGAGCAGCAGGACAGUGGUCGAGAGCGGGCCAGGGCCCUCAGUGAGCUCAGCGAGCAAAACCUCAGACUCAGCCAGCAGCUGGCCCAGGCCUCGAGGACCGAGCAGGAACUGCAGCGGGAGUUGGACACCCUUCGGGGGCAGUGUCAGACUCAGGCCCUGGCAGGGGCCGAGCUCAGGGCUCGGCUGGAGAGUCUGCAGGCAGAGAACCAGAUGCUGCAGGACCGCAGGCACGACCUAGAGGCCCAGAUCCGAGGGCUCCGUGAAGAAGUGGACAAAGGCCAAAGCAGGCUACAGACCACCCAUGAAGAGCUGCUGCUACUCCGACGGGAGAGGAAAGAGCACAGGCUGGAGCUGGAACGCGCUCGCUUCGAGGCUGGAGAGGCGCUGAGCACGCUGCGGAGGCUGCAGCGUCGGGUCUCAGAGCUGGAGGAGGAGUCGCGACUCCAGGACGCCGAUGUGUCGGGCGCCUCCCUGCAGACCGAGCUUGCCCACAGCCUUGACGACGACAAAGACCAGCUUGUCAAUGAGUGUGAAGGCGCCCAGACCAUCUUGUCUCUGGAGACCCAAGAGGUGUCCAGUCCCCAGCCUUCAACCCAGGAAGAGAGCUUGGAGCCCCCCAAGAAGCGAGCAUCCCUGAGCCCAGCAGAGAAACUGGAGCAGAAGGAGGCAGAAGUAGCCAGGCUACAGGAUGAGAUCGUGCUGCACCGCACAGAGCUACAGACUCUACGGGAUGAGCUGAGACGACAGAAGGAGCUGAGGGCGCAGGACGAUCCCGAGGAAGCCCUGAGCUGUGCACUCUCUGACCGGGACGAAGCAGUGAACAAGGUCCUGAAGCUGUCGCUGGAGCUCAGUCGAGUCUCGCUAGAGCGCGACUCUUUGUCCCGGGAACUGCUGCGAGCCAUCCGCCAGAAGGUGGCGCUGACGCAGGAGCUCGAGGCUUGGCAGGACGACAUGCAGGUGGUGAUUGGACAGCAGCUGCGCUCCCAGCGCCAGAAGGAGCUCAGUGAGGCUGCAGCAGCUCGUCAACGCACCAAGACUGGCUUUUCACUGCGCCUGGGAUCCGGGCAGAGUGGAGGCUUUCUAAGCAACCUCUUCCGAAGGACAUGAGGGCUGGCGGCUUGCAGGCUACCUUUUCUCACCCUGGGGCUCACUUUCCUCUUAACAGCCAAGGGGUCCACAGGGCCUGAAUAACUUCCAAGAGAGGCCACUGUCUUCCUUGCCCCAAGAAGUGGACAGAGGCAAUUCGGGAGCAGGAGCCAGCUUUGGGGCAGGAACCCCAGGUCGGUGGUCGGGGCAGAGCUGUUUAUUUUUCAAAUCUACAUAGGUCUAUCUUUUCUAAGCACCAGGCUCCUGUUUUAUCCGUGGGACAGGGCUGGGGAUGGGUAUUUAUGUGUAAGGAUAGGUCAGAGCAAUAUAUAAAUCAUUAUACUUACUUGGUCUCCAUUCUUGGAUAGAAAGUGCAAACAAAAAAAAGCCUAAAACUUUAUUUUGACAGGAAAAUAAGGAAAAAAAAAAAAAGCUGAGUGUAGUGGUUCAUAGAUCUAAACCUCAGCACUUCAGCAACAGCCAGAAGGAAUGCUCAAAGUUUGAGACCAAGCUGAGUCACAAAGCGAGUUCUAGGCCAGCCUGGGCUAAAGUUUAAGACCCUAUCCCGAAACACAAACACCACUCUAGCCCUGAGAUGGGGGAUCACGAUGUCAGAAGGACAUGGAGAAAGCUCGGUAGCCCAGGUUGGUGAAGACAUCCACUCGACAGCUGUUACCUGAAGCAGUCAGGACCUAAAAGCCAAGAAGACAUGGCUGACCCACCCACUCCAUAGGCCCCUUGUGAUCCCACAUCUCUUCCAAGACCCACCUUGCACUCUGGGGCUGCUGGCUGCUGGUUGAGGCUUAGGCUGAGCAGCCCUGGGGAGGAACCAGGCACCUGGGCCUUAAGCUCCCCACUCAGCUGCCAGUGGUUGACACAACAGCCCUGGCCAGCAGACAGGAUCUGUGGGGGACAAAGAGGAGGUUCAGGGGUCAGGUCUAGACAGGGGCCCUGGGCAAGGUGACAGGAUCAAGAUGGACUCACCAGGUCCUGGUAGAAGGUGACAUGCUUCUGUGGUGCCCGAAUGGGAAAGACAGUGGUGGGCGUGGAAGACCUGAGGUGCCAGAGAGUGAGCGCUGGGCCCCCUCCACAGACCUAGGCAGAAAGGCAGCAGGCCCCAGUCACUGUGAGCCAUGGACUUAGUGAUCUCUCCAGCCCACACUCUGCCCAGCUCACCAUCCAGUCUGAGUCAGUAGCCAGACAUCCAAUCCAGCGCCCAUUGUGGGGCCUUGAGCACUCCUGGGAAGGAGAGAAGAGGUGAGGAGACUGGAGGAUGGAUCAGUGAGGGACAAGGAUGUGGGCCUCUCCUCACCUCAUGCUUAUAGACUUCAAUGGUCUGAACCUCUUUGGCUAUACGGAGAUCUGUGAGGAAACGAGACACCAGGACUCUGGAUGAACCACAAAGGCCCACUCUCACCUUCUCACCCUUUUUUGGUUGUUGUUAUUGUUGUUGUUUUUAAGACAGGGUUUCUCUGUUUAACAGCCCUGGCUGUCCUGGAACUCACUCUGUAGACCAGGCUGGCCUCAAACUCACAGAGAUCCAC